AUGGGCUGGGUAUACAAUGCCACGCCAGAGGUUGAGGCUGCAUCGCAGUAUCACCUCAUUCUUGGGGUAUGUUUGAGUCUAACUCUCUUGAUGGUUUUCACCGUCUCCCUGCGCCUUUACAUUCGAGCGCGAGCGGGUCGAUUAGCAGCCCCAGACUAUGUGAUGGUUGUUAGCAUGAUUUUUAGUAUCAUUUAUAGCGCACUAUGUAUUUCUCGUGAGCCCAACUACCUUCCCCAGCGCAGGAAAUGUCCUUAUUGUCGCAGAAAGUCGAUACGGACUGGGACUUCCCCUGAAACUACGACCAGCAGCAGAUUACUCGACAUAUACCAAGAAGCCAAUUCACAGUUGAACUACGCAGGACGUCCCUUUUACCAGAUCGGCAUUGCAGGAUUUAAGGCUUCUCUCUGCCUCAGCUAUCUGCGACUCAUCUCCGGAACAUCUAAAUCUGUUUAUCGCACGAUCAUAUGGGUUGUGAUCGUCGUAUCCACCUUAGGCCAUAUUGCUGGAGCUCUGGUCCUGAUCUUUAACUGCACACCGGUCCAGCGAGCAUGGAAUGCCCGUGUACCGGGUACAUGUCUUCCAGUGGGAGCAACGUUCUACGGCCUCGCUACCUUCACCAUCAUUGCCGAUGUGACUAUUAUCGUGCUUCCCAUUCCACUCCUUCUCGGGUUGAAAAUCAGAACCGCCCAAAAGGCAGGUGUGGUAUGCCUGUUCCUCCUUGGCCUCUUCACCACAAUGUGCUCUGUAAUGCGACUCACUCAGAUCCAGCGGAUCGCGUUUGGAGACGGGAAUUCGACCAUGCUCGUUCUGUGGGGCACAAUCGAGUUCAACGUGGGAAACAUUAUCACCUGUGCUCCAUAUCUGGCACCUCUGCUCAAGCGCUUCGUUCGCGGAUUGGGUUCGACCAAUGAUAAAAAGACACGGUACAUGUAUUACUAUGGAAGCCGUGCAAGGGCGUAUGGGAUGGACAACUUGUCCAAAGAUCCACAUUGUCACUUACAGGUAACUGCUUCCGGUCCAGCAAUGCCUAGACGCACAGGAAGCGAGGAACGCAUACUAGCCCGUCCAGAACCCGAUCACGGAGGAAUCGAGAUGACGGUGGAGUAUAGUGUCUCCUUAGAGGGCGGGCCCACCAAGUAG
Messenger RNA from Penicillium paradoxum, 1140 nucleotides. RefSeq lists its product as uncharacterized. The coding region runs from base 1 to 1140 and encodes 379 amino acids. The record is from RefSeq and is a predicted model, not a curated record. The transcript is spliced from 5 exons. Lineage: Eukaryota; Fungi; Ascomycota; Eurotiomycetes; Eurotiales; Aspergillaceae.